Messenger RNA from Adelges cooleyi (spruce gall adelgid), 2244 nucleotides. RefSeq names its product serine/threonine-protein kinase RIO1 (gene RIOK1). Lineage: Eukaryota; Metazoa; Arthropoda; Insecta; Hemiptera; Adelgidae. Bases 249 to 1880 code for a protein of 543 amino acids. Gene Ontology annotation, molecular function: ATP binding; protein serine/threonine kinase activity. Gene Ontology annotation, cellular component: preribosome, small subunit precursor; cytosol. The record is from RefSeq and is a predicted model, not a curated record. Gene Ontology annotation, biological process: maturation of SSU-rRNA. The transcript is spliced from 10 exons.
CUAUUUUGUAUACAUGGGUAUUUUUCUUCUUUCCACACGUGUUUUGAAUCGUAUUUUAUAACUUGUACUUUGUAGAAAAUCGUACCUAAAAUAUAUAUCUAGAUAAGCUAUAGCCGAUUUAUUAAUGGUGUUGGAUUGUCUUUUUUCGAAUUUAGGCCAUUAAAAAAAUAUUGUUUUUGUUAUUUCAUAAUAUAAUUUAUAAACACCUAAAUUUUCUUAUUAGAAUAGUGGUUAAUUAAACAAGCAAAAUGCAUCAAUUUAGCGAUGCAGAAAACGAUAAUGUUAUAUUGCCGGUAAAAAAAAAAGAUGAGGAUAUUUCCAAACUAUUUGGUGAAAUAAGUUUUAAAAAUUAUGGUCGUAAAUUAAUAAGUGACCAAAGUAUAUAUGACAGUGACUAUUCGGACAAUGAGAGUAGUUCAGAAGAUACACGAUUUGAUGAUGGAUGUUAUAGUAGAAAAGCAACAAAUGAAAUUAAAGCUCAGAUCCAUUCUGCUACACCUAACCAACAAAAUAAAAAUCCAAAAGUCAGUGAUUACCAACCUUCAGAGAAUUUAUUCAAAAAAUAUUUGGAUAAAGUAAACACGGAUCCUUAUGAAGGACCAACACUUACGCAAGAAGCUUCUAAUAAAAUGAUGGAGAGCUUCAAGAAAUCAGACGCUAGUAGAUUCAGAAAUAAAGAUAAAUGUGACCGAGCUACAGCAGAACAAGUGAUGGACCCGAGAACACGAAUGAUUCUGUUUAAACUACUCAACAGAAGUAUGAUUGGUCAAAUUGAUGGUUGCAUAUCAACUGGUAAAGAAGCCAAUGUAUAUCACGCAACGUCCACCGAUGGUGAAAAGCAUUAUGCUAUUAAAGUUUUUAAAACAUCAAUAUUGGUGUUCAAGGAUCGUGAUCGUUAUGUUACUGGUGAAUUCAGAUUUCGUCAUGGUUACUGUAGACAUAAUCCAAGAAAAAUGGUUCGGCUUUGGGCUGAAAAAGAAAUGCGGAACUUAGUAAGAAUGCAUUCGGCUGGCCUUCCAGUACCUGAACCAAUACUAUUGAGAUCCCAUGUUUUAAUGAUGUCAUUCAUUGGUAAAGAUGGUUGGCCUGCACCAAAAUUAAAGGAUGCUCGACUAUCAACAUCUAAAGCAUGCCAACUCUAUAGAGAUUGUCUUAUAAUAAUGUGGAAACUAUAUAAUAUUUGUAAACUGGUCCACGCUGAUCUUAGUGAAUUUAAUUUAUUAUAUGAUAACGGAGAAAUUGUAAUGAUAGAUGUAUCCCAGGCUGUCGAACAUGAGCAUCCAUAUGCUUUGGAAUUUUUACGAAAAGAUUGCACUAACAUAACAGAAUUUUUCCGCCAUUACGAUGUAGCUACGCUAACAAUUAAAUCACUCUUUGAUUUUCUUACCGAUCCAACAAUUACAUUGGACAAUAUGGAGAUAUGUCUUGACAAAAUUCAAACACAAAUGACAAACUCUGAUGUUUUAACUAAUGAAGAAAUAGUUGAACAAGAAGUAUUUAAAAAUGCGUAUAUACCAAAAAAUCUCAAUGAGGUUGUUGAUUUCGAAAGAGAUAUUAGUUUGGUUAAAUCUGGACAAACCGGUGAAGAUUUAAUCUAUCAAAAAAUUGUUGGACUAAAAGAAGACUUAUCGGGACCUCAAAAUAUCCCAACUAUACUAGAAAACGAUUCAAAUGUUUCUUCUAGUGCAUCAGAAACAGAAAGUGAUUAUUCCGAAGAAGAAAGUAAAUUUAUUAAUUCUUCAAGACCUAAAAAUGAAGAUGUAGAAAGCAAAAGACUACGAAAAAAACAAGUUAAGGAAGAAAAGGCUGAAAAAAGAAAAGUCAAAGUGAAAAAGCAUGUGAAAAAAAGAAAAGAAAAAACUACUCAAUGCAGGAAAUAAUAGUUUAUUUUAUGUAUAUUUGAUUAUAAUAUUAUAUUGUUAAUAAUUAUUUGAAGUUCUAUUUAGUAAUCCGCUUGUUCAUCCAAUUCUCGUUGUGUAUCUAUUGUAGGAUCAUCAAAAUCAAAUUCCGAAAAACGAGAAAUCUUUAUAGACACUAAUACCAUAGGUUUUUCUUAAUUUAGCCUCCAAUAUAUGUACUUCUACAUUUAUUUUGUCAGUCAGCUAGUUAAGUCAUUAUAGUUUCUUGAUAUUAUUUUUCUUUCAAAAGUUUUUUUGAGUUGAUCUGUUUUAUUAUUUUUAUCUGUAGUUACAACUGAUGUUUUGAAAUUGUUGUUGACAUUAUAUAUUUUUCCUGGUCUUCUAA